Messenger RNA from Nannochloropsis gaditana CCMP526, 2115 nucleotides. It is a transcript of the gene SRP72, whose product is annotated as signal recognition particle subunit SRP72. The transcript has a single exon. The record is from RefSeq and is a predicted model, not a curated record. Gene Ontology annotation, cellular component: signal recognition particle, endoplasmic reticulum targeting. Gene Ontology annotation, molecular function: 7S RNA binding; protein binding; ribosome binding. Bases 1 to 2115 code for a protein of 704 amino acids. Gene Ontology annotation, biological process: SRP-dependent cotranslational protein targeting to membrane.
AUGGCACAAGCCCCUGUGGCCCCGUCGGCGGAGCUUCAAGAUCUCUACGCGACGCUCUACCAUGCACUGGAAGAGGAAGCUUUUGAAGAGGUGCUGUCUGCCGCUGACGCAGUUCUGAAAAGCGCGCCCGACGAGCUGGAAGCCCGGGCAGCAAAGGCAGCAGCAGCCCUGCACACAGGGGACUAUGCUCUUGCCUUAACCACGGCACUUCCAGCUCAGGAUUUCGAACGAGCCUAUGCAUUGUACAGACUGGGACGAGGUUCUGAGGCCUUGGCUGUCUUGGACGGAAGUCCCGAGCAGAAUGAAAUAUCCUUUCGGCAUUUGCGGGGCCAAGUCUUAUUCAAAGAAGGCCGAUAUGAUGAGGCCAUUGAGGUGUUCUCGGCUCUGGUCGAGGAGGGACGCAAGGCGGGAGACGAGGAGGAUGUCGAGCUGCUGACCAAUCUGUACGCGGCCUUCGUGGCAGCCCGUCGCGGCCAGGAGGCUUUAUCUCGUUUUCCCCUGGAGGCAGAGCUGCGUGAGACCUCCUACGAGUUGGCUUUCAAUUCCGGUGCCGCCCUCGUCGACACGGGCGACCUGAGUGCCGCUGAAGCGCGUCUGCGGGAAGCUUUGAAUGUCUGCGAGCGACUGGGGUUGGAAGAGGAGAUGUCGCCUGUGGACAUCCUGAACGAAGGGAGCGGGAUUCGACAGGAGCUGGCUUACGUCUUGGCCUCCCAGGGACGACGCCGGGAGGGCCUGGAGAUGGUGUCGACGCUGACAAAGAAAGCGAACAAGCUCUCGGACCCUGUGGUCCGCGCCUCUGCGAUGAUUACCGCGGCAGCUUUGAAGGGCGGUAGGGGCCAGACCAAGGCGCAAGGCGGUUUGAACAAGUUGCAGGCAGCCUUAGAGGAGGCCGGGCCCAAAAUGAUACCCGGACAGAGCAUUUUGCUCCGAGUGAACGAGGCGCUGAUGCUGGUGCAUUCUGGCAGGCUGGACGACGCGGAAAAGGCGGUGGCCGCGCUCAAGAAGGAGGCAGCUUCGGCGACGGCAAAGGGGGGAGGACAGGCCCCGGGGACCUGGCGUGUGGCCCUGGUCGAGGUCGCGAUCAAGAUGCAAAGGGCCGCGACCGACCCCGCGGGAGACCUCCAAACCCUGUUCCAGACCGUGCAAGCCAUGGCGCGUGGCUCCCCGUCGCAGGACAGCGUCGACGCCGAGCAACAAGUGGGCACGGCCUGGGCCCAGUGCCUGGUCUAUCAGGGAAAACUGCGCGAAGCCGCCCAAGUGCUGGAAUCCAUACCGUCCCUGCAAGGAUACCCGGCUGUGGUCGCCACCGUGGCUUCCAUUUACGCCAAACUCGGCUUGGAGGAGGAAGUGCUGGCCACAUUCGACCGUGCCGUCUCCUCCUUCCCGCCCUCUCUUCCUCCUCCCUUCCUUGCCAAGCUGUUGCGGGGAACUGCGGCCCUCCGCCGAGCCAAAGGGGAUCAAGCAGGGGCCGCGACGGCCUUGCGCGCGCUUUUGGACUCGGACAAGCUCAAGGGAGAGCUGGACAGCGACGUGAGGCUCCGCACGCUGGCAGACUUGGUCAUGGCAAUGUCGUGGGUGGACGGAGAAGAAGCAGGGAAAAUCGCAGAGGCGGAGCUGCCGGCGGUGGAAGGGGAAGGAGGGAACGAGGACGAGGAGGUGGACGCCAGCAUUCUAGAGGAGGCCGGGCUGCCUCGACGGCAGGGGGGAGGAGAACGGCGGACGCUGCCGCCCGGCGCGGCCCCUGGGGGCCAGAAGGAAAAAGAGGAGGAAGAGCAAGCCAAAGCAGCGAAAAAAGCCGAAGUCCGGAGGCGGCAACGGGCCCGAGCUCGAACCGUUUAUUUGGCGAAACUAACGGCUGAGGGGAAAUACGACGCCAGUCGUCCCGGCCCUCCACCAGACCCUGAGCGAUGGAUUGCCAAGAAUCAACGCUCGUACAACAAGCGUGGCAAGAAAGGGAGAGGCAAAUUUGUGGGUGCUCAAGGUUCAGGGAACGGAGCAGCCAGGGACGCGGCCAUGCUGGAUGUGGCAAGCCGGGUGGAAGCGGAGAAGAAGAAAGGGGACGAGGACGGCAGGGGUGGCGUGAAAAUGGGGGGUGGAAGAAGGCGGAGGAAGUGA